AUGGGCAACUGCAACCACACUCCAACCGAUGGCCUCGAGGCCCUGUGCCACUUCCUCUGCCAAGUCGACCCCUACAGCCUCAUUGACGAGGUCAAGGUCCAAGGCCCUUCUCUCCUCUUGGGUGCGGAAACUGUUAUCGACGACCGCGCCACUCUCCUCCGCGACAUCUGUACCCGCAUCGACGCGUUCACGAUCAACCUCGUCGCACUGGCCGAACCCAAGGUCCCUCUUGCCUACGCGCCCGACGUGUCUGCGAUGGACGCCGAAUUCAGGAAGAUCGAUACCGUCGUCGUCGCCUAUGACAGCUGCCUCUCGCUGGAAGCAUUUGAGGCCUUGUGGGAGGACUGCGCUGCCGUGACUCGCAAGAUGAUUGCCGACAUGACGUCUGCGUCGGCCAAGGUGGAAUCGGCCGCCAUACUCGAGUUUAUCGAGGGCGGCGUCGCCGUUGCCACGACCGCUAGAACUCGUCUCGAGCCGCUUCAGCUGGAGAUGAAGACCUAG
Apiotrichum porosum is the source of this 501-nucleotide messenger RNA. RefSeq lists its product as uncharacterized. Bases 1 to 501 code for a protein of 166 amino acids. NCBI's taxonomy places the organism in Eukaryota, Fungi, Basidiomycota, Tremellomycetes, Trichosporonales, Trichosporonaceae. The transcript has 2 exons. The record is from RefSeq and is a predicted model, not a curated record.